Molecule: messenger RNA, 1299 nt
Organism: Cucurbita maxima (winter squash)
Lineage: Eukaryota; Viridiplantae; Streptophyta; Magnoliopsida; Cucurbitales; Cucurbitaceae
Product: PHD finger protein ALFIN-LIKE 4-like
Exons: 5
Coding region: 272-1030 (252 amino acids)
Biological process (GO): regulation of DNA-templated transcription
Cellular component (GO): nucleus
Molecular function (GO): transcription cis-regulatory region binding; transcription coregulator activity; histone binding
Source: RefSeq, a predicted model, not a curated record
GUUAAACAGAAAGAGCAGCCCAAUCUUCAAAAUCUCAACUGCAAGAAGAACACUCUCCUUCUGCUUCUGAAUCUUUUUGGGCGUUUGAUUUUCGUUUCUCGGUGCCUUUCUUCUCCAUAGCUAUCCAUUGCACGAGUGGCUUUCUUGCCCUUUGUUCUGCUGCUUUUCGCUCUCCAUUUCUUCUUAUUUCCAUUUCCGCACCCAUUUCUUGCUGUUUGAUUCUUCUUUUCUCGAAUUCAAGCUUUGUAAGGGGCUCUGGAUUCAAGCAAACAUGGAUAGAGGAGCGGCUUACAAUCCUCGGACUGUGGAAGAGGUUUUCAGGGACUUUAAGGGCCGUCGUGCCGGAAUGAUUAGAGCUCUCACCACCGAUGUUGAAGAAUUUUAUCAGCAGUGCGACCCUGAGAAGGAAAACCUCUGCCUAUAUGGGUUCCCUAAUGAACUGUGGGAAGUUAAUUUGCCUGCUGAGGAAGUACCUCCAGAGCUUCCGGAACCAGCAUUGGGUAUUAACUUUGCUAGAGAUGGGAUGCAAGAAAAGGAUUGGCUGUCCCUUGUUGCCGUUCAUAGUGACGCAUGGCUUCUAGCUGUGGCUUUCUAUUUUGGUGCUAGAUUUGGCUUUGAUAAGUCUGACAGGAAACGACUUUUUACAAUGAUAAAUGAUAUGCCCACAAUCUUUGAGGUCGUGACGGGAGGUGUGAAGAAACAGGGAAAAGACAAGUCGUUAGUUUCAAAUAACAGCAGCAACAAAUCCAAGACAGGCUCAAAAGGGCGAGGAUCUGAGGCAAGCAAAUUGUCGAAGGGUUUAGCAAAAGAAGAGGAUGAGGGACUACUAGACGAGGAAGAGGAGGAGGAGCACGGGGAGACCUUAUGCGGGGCGUGCGGGGAAAACUAUGCAUCGGACGAGUUCUGGAUAUGUUGCGACCUAUGUGAGAAGUGGUUCCACGGGAAGUGUGUGAAGAUCACUCCUGCAAGAGCCGAACAUAUCAAGCAAUACAAAUGCCCCUCGUGCAGCAAUAAGCGAGCACGGCCCUGAUAAUGGUGGGUACCUUCUUAAUUUUGUUCAUGUUGGAUUAAGCUAGCUUGUAGUCAACGUUAAUCCAUGUUCCCAGAGGAGGGUAUGUACUAAAUGCGUUAGCUUGGAACCCUGUUUAUCCAGGUAGUCUAUAGGUUAUUAAAAUGUUUUCUAUGUAAUUCCAAACUGGGAUACAUGGAUUGUACUCUAUGUACGAACCUGUUCCAUUAUCUUUUUUAAUGUUCCUGAUCUGCUACGCCCUGUUCCAUCAUGCCAGUAGCUUUUCUUCU